Lipotes vexillifer (Yangtze River dolphin) is the source of this 7011-nucleotide messenger RNA. It is a transcript of the gene F8, whose product is annotated as coagulation factor VIII. Gene Ontology annotation, molecular function: signaling receptor activity; copper ion binding; oxidoreductase activity. The transcript has 26 exons. The coding region runs from base 1 to 7011 and encodes 2336 amino acids. The record is from RefSeq and is a predicted model, not a curated record. Gene Ontology annotation, cellular component: plasma membrane. NCBI's taxonomy places the organism in Eukaryota, Metazoa, Chordata, Mammalia, Artiodactyla, Lipotidae.
AUGCAAAUAGAGCUCUCCACCUGCUUCUUUCUGUGCCUUUUGCCUUUCAGCUUUGGUGCCGUCAGAAGAUACUACCUGGGCGCGGUGGAACUGUCCUGGGACUAUAUGCAAAGUGAACUGCUCAGUGAGCUGCACGUGGACACAAGGUUUUCUCCUAGAGUGCCAAGACCUUUUCCAUUCAACACCUCAGUCAUGUACAAAAAGACUGUGUUUGUAGAGUUCAUGGAUCAGCAUUUCCACAUUGCCAAGCCCAGGCCACCAUGGAUGGGUCUGCUGGGUCCUACCAUCCAGGCUGAGGUUUAUGACACGGUGGUCAUUACACUUAAGAAUAUGGCUUCUCAUCCUGUUAGUCUUCAUGCUAUCGGCGUAUCCUACUGGAAGUCUUCUGAAGGUGCUGAAUAUGAGGAUAAAACCAGCCAAAGGGAGAAGGAAGAUGAUAAAGUCAUUCCUGGUAAAAGUCAUACCUACGUCUGGCAGGUCCUGAAAGAAAAUGGUCCAACGGCCUCUGACCCACCAUGUCUCACCUACUCAUACCUUUCUCAUGUGGACCUGGUGAAAGACGUGAAUUCAGGCCUCAUUGGAGCCCUGCUGGUUUGUAGAGAAGGGAGUCUGACCAAAGAAAGGACACAGACCUUGCAUGAAUUUGUACUACUUUUUGCUGUAUUUGAUGAAGGGAAAAGUUGGCACUCAGGAAAAAAUGAGUCCUUGACACAGGCUGUGGAUCCUGCAUCUGCAAUGCACACAAUCAAUGGCUAUAUAAACAGGUCUCUGCCAGGUCUGAUUGGAUGUCAUAAGAAAUCAGUCUAUUGGCAUGUGAUUGGGAUGGGCACCACCCCUGAAGUACACUCAGUUUUCCUUGAAGGCCACACGUUUCUUGUGAGGAACCAUCGCCAGGCUUCUUUGGAGAUCUCACCAAUAACAUUCCUUACUGCUCAGACACUCCUGAUGGACCUUGGCCAGUUUCUACUGUUUUGUCAUAUCUCUUCCCACCAACAUGAUGGUAUGGAAGCUUAUGUCACAGUAGACAGCUGCCCAGAAGAACCCCACAAAUGGAUGAAAAGUAAUGAAGAAGAAGAUUAUGAUGAUGUUUAUGACUCUGACAUGGAUGUGGUCAGAUUUGAUGGUGACAGCGCUCCUCCCUUUAUCCAAAUCCGCUCAGUUGCGAAGAAGCAUCCUAAAACCUGGGUCCACUACGUUGCUGCUGAAGAGGACGACUGGGACUAUGCUCCCUCAGUCCUUACCUCCAAUGACAGAAGUUUUAAAAGUCUGUAUUUGAACAAUGGUCCUCAGCGGAUUGGUAGGAAGUACAAAAAAGUCCGAUUUAUAGCUUACACAGAUGAAACCUUUAAGACUCGUGAAGCUAUUCAGUAUGAAUCAGGAAUCCUGGGACCUUUACUUUAUGGAGAAGUUGGAGACACACUUUUGAUUAUAUUUAAGAAUAAAGCAAGCCGACCAUAUAACAUCUACCCUCAUGGAAUCACUGAUGUCAGUCCUUUGCACUCAGGAAGAUUUCCAAAAGGAGUGAAGCAUUUGAAAGAUAUGCCGAUUCUGCCAGGAGAGAUAUUCAAAUAUAAAUGGACAGUGACUGUAGAAGACGGGCCAACAAAAUCAGAUCCUCGGUGCCUGACCCGAUAUUACUCAAGCUUCGUUAAUCUAGAGAGAGAUCUGGCUUCAGGACUCAUUGGCCCUCUCCUCAUCUGCUACAAAGAGUCUGUAGAUCAAAGAGGAAACCAGAUGAUGUCAGACAAGAGAAAUGUCAUCCUGUUUUCUGUAUUUGACGAGAAUCAAAGCUGGUACCUCACAGAGAAUAUUCAGCGCUUCCUCCCCAAUGCAGAUGGAGUGCAGCCCCAGGAUCCAGAGUUCCAAGUCUCCAACAUCAUGCACAGCAUCAAUGGCUAUGUUUUUGAUAGCUUGCAGCUGUCGGUUUGUUUGCAUGAGGUGGCAUACUGGUACAUUCUAAGUAUUGGAGCACAGACUGACUUCCUGUCUGUCUUCUUCUCUGGAUAUACCUUCAAACACAAAAUGGUCUAUGAAGACACACUUACCCUAUUCCCCUUCUCAGGAGAAACUGUCUUCAUGUCAAUGGAAAACCCAGGUCUGUGGGUUCUGGGGUGCCACAACUCAGACUUUCGGAACAGAGGCAUGACAGCCUUACUGAAGGUUUAUAGUUGUGACAGGAACACUGGUGAUUAUUAUGAGGACACAUAUGAAGAUAUUCCAACCUUCUUGCUGAAUGAAAACAAUGUCAUUGAACCCAGAAGCUUCUCCCAGAAUUCAAGGCACCCUAGCACUAGGCAAAUGCAAUUCAAAGCCACCACAACUCCAGAAAAUGAUAUAGAGAAGACUGACCCUCAGUCUGGAGAGAGAAUGCAGCUGCUUAAAGAACAAAGUGUCUCCUCUAGUGAUUUGUUGGUGCUCUUGGGACAGAAUCCUACUCCACAUGGAUUAUCCUUGUCUGAUCUCCAAGAAGCCAGAAAUAAGGCUAAUGAUCAUUUACCUAGAGCAAUAGAAAGAAACAAGCGCCCGUCUGAAGUGGCACAUCUCACACCAGAGCUCCAUCACAGUGGGAAAAUAGUAUCUACACCUGAGCCAGAGAUGCCGUUAAGAUUGAAUGAGAAUUUGGGGACAACUGUAACAGUAGAGUUGAAGAAACUUGAUUUUAAAAUUUCUAGUUCAUCGAACAACCUAAUGACUCCACCAACAAUUCUAUCAGACAAGUUGUCAGCAGGUACUGAAAAGACAGGUUCCUUAGGACCCCCAAAUAUGCCAGUUAAUUUUAGUAGUCAAUUAGUAUUUGGCAAAAAUUCAUCUCACUUUAUUGGGUCUGGUGUACCUUUGGGCUUGAGUAAAGAAGAUAAUGACUCCAAGUCAUUAGAAGCAGUUUUAACAAAUAGUCAAGAAAGUUCACUGGGAGAAAAUGUAUUAUCAGUGGAGAGUGAUAGGUUAUUUAAAGAGGAAAGAGUUCGUGGACCUGCUUCAUUGACCAAAGAUGAUGCUUUAUUUCAAGUUAAUAUCUCUUUAGUAAAGACAAACAAGGCACCAGUUAACUCAACAACUAAUGCAAAGACUCACAUUGAGGACCCCGCAUUAUUAAUUGAGAAUAGUACAUCAGUCUGGCAAGAUAUUAUGUUAGAAAGUAAUACUGAGUUUCAAGAAGUAAGUCCCUUAAUUCAUGAUGAAAUGUUUACGGACAAAAAUGCUACAGCUUUGGGACUAAAUCAUGUGUCUACUUCAUCAAAAAAUAUGGAAAUGAUCCACCAAAACAAAGAAGGCUCCGUGCCAGUAGAUGCAGAAUAUCCAGAUACGUCGUUCUUCAAGACUCUGUUCUUGCCAGAUUCAACAAAUUGGGUAAAAAGGACCCAUGGCAGGAACUCCCUAAGUUCUGGGCAAAGGCCCAAUCCAAAGCAAUUAACAUCUUUGGGAUCAGAAAAAUCUGUGAAAGAUCAGAAUUUCUUGUCAGAGAAGAAUAAGGUGGCAGUAGGAGAGGAUGACUUUAGCAAGGGCACAGGUCUUAAAGAGAUGAUUUUUCCAAAUAGCAAGAACAUAUUUCUUACUGACUUGGCUAAUGUCCAAGAAAAUGAUACACAGAAUCAAGAAAAGAAGUCUCAGGAAGAGAUAGCAAGGAAAGAAAAAUUAAUCCAAGAGAAUGUAGUUUUGCCUCAGGUGUAUACAGUGACUGGAACUAAGAAUUUUCUGAAGAACCUUUUUUCACUAAGCACUAAGCAAAAUGUAGAAGGUUUAGAUGAGGAGACAUAUACGCCAGUACUUCAAGACACCAGGUCAUUGAAUGGCUCAGCAAAAAGAGCAGGGAUUCACAUGGCCCAUUUCUCAAAAAUAAGGGAGGAAGCAAACUUGGAAGACUUGGGAAAUCAAACAAAGAAAAUGCUAGAUAAAUAUCCAAGCACCACAAAGAUGUCUUCUAUUCCAAGUCAGCAGAAGGCUAUACCUCAACGUGAUAAGCGGGAUUUGAAACAAUUCAGACUCCCACUAGAAGAAAUAAAGCUUGAAAGGGGGGUAAUUUUGAAUGACACCUCAACUCAGUGGUCCAAAAACAUGAAAUAUUUGACCCAGGGCACCUUCACACAGAUAGAGUACAACAGGAAGGAGAAAAGGGCCAUUAUUCAGUCAUUCUUAUCAGAUUGUUCUAUGAGGAGUCAUGACAUCAUUCAAACAAAUGGCUCUGCAUUACCCAUUGCACAGGUAUCAGUAUUCCCAUCAGUUAGACCUACAGAUGUGACCAAGAUUCCAUCCCAAGACAACUCUUCUCAUCCUCCAGCAUCCGCCUGUAGUUAUAGCUUUGUGGAAAGGAGUUCUGGGGUCCAAGAAAGCAGUCAUUUCUUACAAGGAGCCAAGAGAAAUAACCUUUCUUUAGCCUUCCUAACCUUGGAAGUGAUUGGAGGUCAAACAAAUAUCAGCACCCUAGGGAAACGGGCCACAAACUUACUCAUGUACAAGGAACUUGAGAACACUGUUCUCUUGAAACCAGGAUUGCCUGAAGCAUCUGGCAAAGUUGUUCAUCAGGAAGACUUUUUCCAUACAAAAACUAGCAAUGGUUCUCCUGCCCACCUGGAUCUCAGGAAAGAGAUAUUCCUUCAGAGAACACAGGGACUUGUUAAAUUGAAUAAAGUAAAUAGACCUGGAAAAGUACCCUUUCUGAAAUGGGCAACAGAAAGCUCUGAAAAUACUCCCCCCAAGCUGCUGGGUCCCCUUGCUUGGGAUAACCAAUAUGCUACCCUGAUACCAAGAGAAGAGAAAUCCCUAGAGAAGUCACAAAAACACAGAGCUUUUAAGACAAAAGACAUCAUUUUGCCCCUGGACCCUUGUGAAAACAAUCAUUCAAUAGCAGCAAUAAAUGAAGUACAAGAUAAGACCCAAAGAGAAGCCACCUGGGUAAAGCAAGGAGGGACUGGAAGGUUGUGGUCUCAGAAUCCACCAGUCUUGAAGCGCCAUCAAAGGGAAGUAACCCUUACUACUUUUCAGCCAGAGGAAGACAAAAUUGACUAUGAUGAUACUUUCUCAAUUGAUACGAAGAGAGAAGAUUUUGACAUUUAUGAUGAGGGUGAAAAUCAGGACCCCCGCAGCUUUCAAAAGAGAACGCGACACUAUUUUAUUGCUGCAGUGGAGCGGCUCUGGGAUUAUGGGAUGAAUAGAUCCCCCCAUGCACUAAGAAACAGAGCUGAGAAUGGAGAUGUCCCUCAGUUCAAAAAGGUGGUAUUUGAGGAAUAUGCUGAUGGCUCCUUUACUCAGCCCUUAUACCGUGGAGAACUAAAUGAACAUUUGGGACUCUUGGGACCAUAUAUAAGAGCAGAAGUGGAAGACAACAUCAUGGUAACAUUUAAAAACCAGGCAUCUCGUCCCUACUCCUUCUAUUCUAGCCUUAUUUCUUAUGAGGAAGAUCAGAGGGAAGGAGCAGAACCUAGAAAAAAGUUUGUCAAGCCUAAUGAAACCAAAACUUACUUUUGGAAAGUGCAGCAUCAUAUGGCACCAACGAAAGAUGAGUUUGACUGCAAAGCCUGGGCUUAUUUUUCUGAUGUUGAUCUGGAAAAAGAUGUGCACUCAGGCUUGAUUGGACCCCUUCUGAUCUGCCGCACAAACACUCUGAGUGCUGCCCAUGGGAGACAAGUGACAGUGCAGGAAUUUGCUCUGUUUUUCACUAUUUUUGAUGAGACCAAGAGCUGGUACUUCACUGAAAACAUGGAAAGGAACUGCAGGGCUCCCUGCAACAUCCAGAUGGAGGACCCCACUUUUAGAGAAAAGUAUCGCUUCCAUGCAAUCAAUGGCUAUGUGAUGGAUACACUACCUGGUUUAGCAAUGGCUCAGGAUCAAAAGAUCCGAUGGUAUCUGCUCAGCAUGGGCAGCAAUGAAAAUAUCCAUUCUAUUCAUUUCAGUGGACAUGUGUUCACUGUACGGAAAAAGGAGGAGUAUAAAAUGGCAGUCUACAAUCUCUACCCAGGUGUUUUUGAGACAGUGGAAAUGCUACCAUCCAAAGUUGGAAUUUGGCGGAUAGAAUGUCUUAUUGGCGAACACCUGCAAGCUGGGAUGAGCACUCUCUUCCUGGUGUACAGCAAGAAAUGUCAGACUCCACUGGGAAUGGCUUCUGGACGCAUUAGAGAUUUUCAGAUUACAGCUUCAGGACAAUAUGGACAGUGGGCCCCAAAGCUGGCCAGACUUCAUUAUUCUGGAUCAAUCAAUGCCUGGAGCACCAAGGACCCCUUUUCCUGGAUCAAGGUGGAUCUGUUGGCACCAAUGAUUAUUCACAGCAUCAUGACCCAGGGUGCCCGUCAGAAGUUGUCCAGCCUCUACAUCUCUCAAUUUAUCAUCAUGUAUAGCCUUGAUGGAAAGCAGUGGCGGAGUUAUCGAGGGAAUUCCACUGGGACCUUAAUGGUCUUCUUUGGCAAUGUGGAUUCAUCUGGGAUAAAACACAAUAUUUUUAACCCUCCAAUUAUUGCUCGGUAUGUCCGUUUGCACCCAACGCAUUACAGCAUCCGCAGCACUCUUCGCAUGGAGUUGAUGGGCUGUGAUUUAAACAGUUGCAACAUGGCACUGGGAAUGGAGAGUAAAGCAAUAUCAGAUGCACAGAUUACUGCCUCAUCCCACUUAAGCAAUAUGUUUGCCACCUGGUCUCCUUCACAAGCCCGACUUCACCUCCAAGGGAGGACUAAUGCCUGGAGACCCCAGGCAAAUAAUCAAAAAGAGUGGCUGCAAGUGGACUUCCAGAAGACAGUGAGAGUCACAGGAAUAACCACCCAGGGGGUGAAAUCUCUGCUUACCAGCAUGUAUGUGAAGGAGUUCCUCAUAUCCAGUAGUCAAGAUGGCCAUAAUUGGACUCUGUUUCUUCAUAAUGGCAAAGUAAAGAUUUUUCAGGGAAAUCAAGACUCCUUCACACCCGUGGUGAACGCUCUAGACCCCCCGCUGUUUACCCGCUUCCUUCGAAUUCACCCGCAGAGCUGGGCGCACCACAUCGCCCUGAGGCUGGAGCUUCUGGGCUGCGAGGCGCAGCAGCAGUACUGA